UCUCAGCAAUCUGCCAUUUAACGUCAUCUGAACCUUUGUGGGGAUGAAAACAGGUAACCAAAGUAGAGCAUCAAAGUACUGAAGCUACUGUUCAAAGUUUCUGGGUUUAGCAAAACACCACCAAACUAGGUCAGUGGCCUCUUUAAGAUGUUUCUUUCAACACAGGAUAGAACACUUUAUUCAGAAGCAUCGCUCAAAGCAAGUCAUCUGAGGAAGACUACAUGAACGCUCAAAAUAUGUUGGAUGUAUCCUGAUGAGAAAACCCUGAAGGCACACAGACGCCAUUCAAUUCUGUCAGAUUGCAGAAUUACACAGGAUAUACCUUUUGGUUUUAUCUACCAUGGUGCGUGUGUCAAACACUGUCUCUUCGUCAUAUCAGCCAGAAGAUCCUCUGCACACAGACUGCUGAAUGGCUAAGGCUGCUGAGUCUAAAUGAGAAUAAAUGCUGCAAUGAAUCUCUCCUCCAUGCUUUGGAGGAUCCUCAUUGUUCUUCUCUGUUUUUCCAUUAAGCUUUACAGCUUGCAAAUUAAACGCCGGGGCUUACUGACAGUGAAACCAGCUAAACUCUUCCUCAUCGGCUCAAACCUGACAGUGUAUUGCCACCCUGAAAAAUGUAAAAAUGGUUUCAAAUUGUCCCUGGAGGUGAAUGGCGAGACUGUGACUUCUUCCGAGGAAGUCAACUGCCCAGCGAUAUUCAAUCUGAUCAAUUUCCGGACGCCAUUUUCUUCAGUGAUCUGCAUGCUGAAGGGCCCAGACUCUUCUAAGAUUGUCGAUGGAGGGGACCUUUAUGGCGGGCUCCCUCCAGAUAAACCUGAAAACAUAAUAUGUGAAACGACAAGAAGCUCAGAUAAUAUAAUAUGCUCCUGGGAGAAAGGACAGAAAACACACGUCAUUACCACCUACAACAUUUCACUAAACAGGGGAAAUGGGACCCGGCUAGAGUUGUAUCAGAUCCAAGAUGAUGAACAAAGGGUUAGCGCUAACCCCCUCACCAUAUCCAGAGCGGUGAUAGAAGAAAACAUUAAAUACAAGUUGAUUAUCACUGCUUACAAUCACUUUGGAGAAUCUCAAUCUGAUCCAUUCAUCUUCUGUUUAAAGGAUAUCGUUAUACCAGAGACCCCUCGUAUCGUGCACAUAGAGUUUGAGAAUAACUCCCAAGCAGCCGUGUUGCAAUGGGAAACCUCCAACUCCUCCGAGCAUCUCAGAUCUGAUGUCAGGCUCUGCACAGAUAAGGCCCCCUCCUGGGUAAAGUCAAACUACAAGGCAGAGGGAGCAGAUCUCAACGAGGGUCUGAUUCGAGUGUCUGGCCUGAGGCCUCUGACUGAUUAUGAGUUCCAGAUGAGAACAUGCAUGCCGUAUACCAACACGCCCAGGUUAAACUGCAGCAAAUGGAGCGCAUCUGUGAGGGGGAGAAGUCCUGGAAAAGGUCCGUCUCAGCAGCUGCAUGUGUGGAGGACGUUCGACAGCCCGGGGUCAAAUGUGACUGUUUUGUGGAAGCCUCCAUCUCCAGAGGAUUACAGUGGAGUGGUGCAACAGUACAAGAUCUUUCUGGGAAAUGAGCAGAAACAGCUCUCUGGACCUGCAUCGAGUUCAGUUCCUGUUCCAGCAGAAAUCAAGACAAUAAGCAUCAGUGCCAUCACCUCGUAUGGGACGUCUCCGCCGGCCGUUGUACCACUCAAACAUUCAGGUGGUUUUGCACCUGUUUUAAGAGAGUUGGCUCCUGCAGCUAACAGCAGUGCCGUGCUCGUCUCCUGGACGUGGACGGACGAUAAACACUGGUCCACAUCUGACCCUCUGCACUAUGUUGUACAAUGGACAACUGUACCUGGAGCACAGAUGAAGUGGCAACGAGUGUCUAAAGAUCAAAACAACACUUUAAUUACAGCUCUGAGAGCAGGUGUGCGGUACAACGUCUCUCUGUACGUUGUGACCAGCAGAGGAGUCAGCGCUCCAUCAUCCAGGCUGGUCUACUCCAAAGAACAGAAGCCGGUUUCUGGACCCAACCUGUCAGUUCUGGUCCACAAGUCCCGGCGGGUCCACAUCCAGUGGGACGAGCUUCCUGUGGACCAGCAGAGAGGCUUCAUCACACACUACACCGUCUAUCUGCAGACACUCUACUCCAGCAACACUAAACUCAGCGUGACGGUGUCUGGCUCCGGCCCCAGGAUUCUGUGGCUGGACUGUCCCGAAGGAGCUCUGGCUGUGCAGCUCUCUGCCUCCACCUCCGCAGGAGAAGGGCAGCCGGGGAACCGGAUCUUCUCCCAGCCUGAAUCCCCUGCAGCUGGCCUGGUGAUUGGGAUCGUUUUUGUCAUAACCCUCUUUCUGGCGAUCGUAGCCAACCUGAUGUGCUGGAGUUGUGUGAGAAAAAGGAUUAAACAGAAAUGUAUAUCCUGGGGACCGGCCUGGCUUGAUGAGAACUUACCAAAACUAGGAAACAGUAAUGCCAUCAGACUACUGAAGGAGUUUGGAAGUGAACCUUCCUUUUCCUCCACUCAAGACGACCCUCCGUUGUCGGCCAUCAGUUUUAUCUCCCACGAGGAGAGGGACGACGUGUAUCCCACCAUCCACGUCGAAUCAUCCCAGGAUACAUCAGGAGAACCCACAGAGGACACACCCUUGCUAAUAUCAGACCGCGGGACAAUGCUUUUUGACAGCCAGCAGGAGCAUGGCUACAAACCCCAGAUUUCCACAUUGACUCCACAACAAGAGGAGGUAAAGGAGACAGAGGAAGAGCAAAGGGCCAUACCAUCAAGUUUAGAUGAAGACAGUUGUGUGUUUGAAGGAUUACUUGGAGGCUUUCUGUCCAGAGUGGAGGUGGAGCCAACUGAUCCACCUCUGGAGCUGAAUCUCAGCUCAGUUGGUGCUCUUUUGUGGUCAAAAACUCCUGAAAAAACAAAUGUCUUGAAUGAAGGCUUUUUACUGGGGAGGAGGGGGACUGAGAACAAUGUGGAAGGAGAGUCAACCCUUGAUUUACAAGAAAGUGAAAUGACUCCUCACACUACGGACACUUGUUUAUCUCAGUCUACAGAUGAGAUAACCCUGACUGGUGGUUAUUUCCCUCAAGGAGCUGCCGUGAGCAGCCCUGCACGCUGCGACACACUGUCAUAGAUAUCAGGGCCAAUGGGAACGACACACACAGGACAAUCUGCACUACUUAACUGAUUUUUAAGAAAGCAUUAUGUUCAAGCACCACUUUACUUGAAGUGAAGACAACUGUCCCUUUGUGUAAUCAUGUUUCAGGUGAUCUGUAAUGAUGAGCGAUGUACUUAUAUACUAACAAAGCACUUAUACUAACAAUGGACUGGCUUAUCUAAAGCCAGUUCAGUAGCACUUGAAAUGUUUUGGCUCUAUGAAACCUGAUGUACUUAUAUGAUUCUGUUUUCUUCAAGUUUGUAUCUUCUUGGUCGAAUGCACUUAUUGUAAGUCGCUUUGGAUAAAAGCGUCAGCUAAAUGUAAUGUAAUGAGCAGCUCUGUUCAAAACUAAGUAAAUAAAUGAAUAAGAAAAGUUUAUUUUAUCAAGCCUCAAUAGGAAUCCAUAAAACUUGCAUUCCUCUAAUGGCCAACAGGGGGCGACUCCACUGGUUGCAAUAUGAGGUCUGAUUGUAUAGAAGUCUAUGAGAAAAUUACAAUAUUUCUCCAUUUAUUUUUCAUCUCAGUUGACCAUUUAAAAAAAAAAAGUUGUUUUUCCUGACUUACUACAAAGACAGUACAUAGUUAGCAAUUAUGAACGUUAUUAAGUCUGCUAUUUUAAGAUAUAAUUGAAUAUGGUCUGGUUGCCCUGCCAAGUGCACUUUGCACAACCUAGCAACCAAAAUGUGUUUUUUCAGCUGUACAAUUAAUACAUUAUUUAUAAGUAAUUAAUAGAACCAUGGUCACAGCAUUUUGAACCGCAUGUUACGUAAAUACACAGCUGUAAUUAUAGAGAUGUAACUCAUCCUGCACAUGUCACAAUUAAGUCAUACACAGCUGAUCUCUAUUUACUGCUGAACGUGUUUGUUUUAUUUCAGUAUUAAGGUGUGACCACUGUAUGAUUCUAUUGUUAGCCAUUGUUAAUUAUUCGACGCUGAAGUGACACUGAGUUUAACAUUUCCAAAACACAUCCAGACAAAAGUCAGUUGUAGGGUUUUCCUGUUACAUAUAAUGGCUCAGUUUUGUGGUAUUAAAAUGUGCCCCUGAACCUUUCACAUGUACCACCUGCAGUUAAACACCGUUUUUUUAACACUU
This is a messenger RNA of Gymnodraco acuticeps, 4224 nucleotides long. It is a transcript of the gene il23r, whose product is annotated as interleukin 23 receptor. The transcript is spliced from 17 exons. Gene Ontology annotation, molecular function: cytokine binding; cytokine receptor activity. Gene Ontology annotation, biological process: cytokine-mediated signaling pathway; positive regulation of tyrosine phosphorylation of STAT protein. The record is from RefSeq and is a predicted model, not a curated record. Gene Ontology annotation, cellular component: CRLF-CLCF1 complex; signaling receptor complex; external side of plasma membrane. Lineage: Eukaryota; Metazoa; Chordata; Actinopteri; Perciformes; Bathydraconidae. Bases 433 to 3108 code for a protein of 891 amino acids.